AUGCUGCCUCUCAGGACUCUCGCCAGCAUGUCCUGGAUGCUGCUCUCCUGCCUGAUGCUCCUUUCUCAGGUGCAAGGUGAAGACUCCCAGAAGAAAGUGCCCUCCGCACGCAUUAGUUGUCCCAAAGGUGCCCAGGCUUAUGGCUCCUACUGUUAUGCCUUGCUUCGGAUACCACAGUCCUGGUUCAAUGCAGAAAUAGCCUGCCAGAAGAGACCUUCAGGGCAUCUCGUGUCUGUGCUUAGCGGUGCAGAAGCUUCCUUCCUGUCCUCCAUGCUGAAGAGCACUGGAAACAGCUGCUCAUAUAUCUGGAUUGGGCUCCAUGACCCCACCCUGGGUGAAGAACCCAAUGGAGGCGGAUGGGAGUGGAGUAACAAUGAUGUCAUGAAUUACUAUAACUGGGAGAGGAACCCAUCCACUGCCUUAGACCGUGGUUUCUGUGGCAGUUUGUCAAGAACUUCUGGAUUUCUGCAGUGGAGAGAUAAUACAUGUAAUGUGAAGUUGCCCUAUGUCUGCAAAUUCACGGGUUAGGUUUAUCCAAAAACAAACAGCCUAACUUUGUCCUGAAGCUCAUUAUGGACAAGGGACCAAUGUGACGUUUUAUCCAGGAGGAGUAUGUUCUACCCACAGACCACAUCAAAGCCCUCACUUACUCUUUCCAGAUCUUUCCUUAGUCACUUUUGUAUAGGUUGUGACCUCAUGUCUCGGAAAGCAAUAAUAAACCUUCAGUCACACUUUGAGUUUUUAUGUUCCACUAAAAAUAUUAUCAUUGUCUGUAUGUGGCUAUAGGUGUGUGAAUGUCACAGAGUGUCUGUGGAGAUCAGAGGGUGGUGACAUUUGAGAAUGUCUCAGUUCUUACCUUUGGUCUGUUGAAACAGGGUCUCUUUUGUUUCUGCUAUACAGUAUACUAACAAGUGUCAGAGAAAUUGUUUUGGAUCCUCUGU
Messenger RNA from Acomys russatus (golden spiny mouse), 941 nucleotides. RefSeq names its product regenerating islet-derived protein 3-beta-like. The record is from RefSeq and is a predicted model, not a curated record. Gene Ontology annotation, molecular function: peptidoglycan binding; oligosaccharide binding; signaling receptor activity. The transcript is spliced from 5 exons. Gene Ontology annotation, biological process: venom-mediated disruption of cell wall in another organism; response to peptide hormone; antimicrobial humoral immune response mediated by antimicrobial peptide. Bases 1 to 528 code for a protein of 175 amino acids. NCBI's taxonomy places the organism in Eukaryota, Metazoa, Chordata, Mammalia, Rodentia, Muridae.